Messenger RNA from Equus quagga, 480 nucleotides. RefSeq names its product lymphocyte antigen 6 family member L (gene LY6L). Gene Ontology annotation, cellular component: plasma membrane. The coding region runs from base 1 to 480 and encodes 159 amino acids. NCBI's taxonomy places the organism in Eukaryota, Metazoa, Chordata, Mammalia, Perissodactyla, Equidae. The record is from RefSeq and is a predicted model, not a curated record. The transcript has 3 exons.
AUGGAGGGGCUGGUUCUAGGCCUCUGGGCUUUGCUGUUGUCUGCGGAGUUUGGUGGAGGUGCAGCAAAGCCAGGCGCGCCUCGCGCCCGGGUCAGGUGCGCAGCCCGCUCCACCCAGGCCCGUGGCUGCCCCACAGGUCUGAAGCUGAGCUGCUACCAGUGCUUCAAAGUCUCCAGCCCGGUGUCAUGCGAGCCCACCGUGUGCAACUCCACAGACCGGGUCUGCGUCUCCAACGAGGUGUUCGUCAACCUUGAUUCAGUGAAGGGGUUCUUCCUCAGCAAGCACUGUGCUCCCAGGUGCCCCAACACCAACAUGAUGUUUAAGUGGGUCCUGAAUCCUGGGGUGGUCAACAGCAUCACCAGGAAGUGCUGUUCCAGAAACCUCUGCAACAGGGCGCUCGCCUCCCAGGGGAGGCCCUGGGCUCUGCAGAUGGGGUUUCUGCUCCAGGUGGGCCUCAGCCUCCUCUGGGCCCUGCUGUGA